CCGACGGGCGGCCCCGGGCUCCUCGCGCUGGAAGAUGAACAGAGCAGAUUCACCAAAACCACCAGUUGCUCCCAAGCCAAACACUGCCAGUCCCCUCACACCAGUAACGGCACCCAAAUUCCCUUCCUUACCCAGGCCUGACAGUCUUCACAGUCCCAACUCCAUGUCAAGGGGGCCAAAACCCCCCAUCGCUCCUAAGCCCAGGCUGGAUACCCCCAGUGAGUGGAGAGCCAGUGUGUACAUGAUCAACAGCUUGAACAAAUGCAGCAAUGGGAAGCUGCUCUGCGUAGAUAGGGGGCUUUAUGAAGAGCAACAGUCCAACCUGGAGUGCUCCAAGGCCGAGGCCAGUGAGGAUUACAUCGUGGUCCCCAGGGCUCUGCCAAGAGAGGAUGAACCCAGGGAUGGGGACUCUAUGGAGAAUGCAGUCAUAGUGCCUCCAGAUGCCACUGGGAAAGAGGAAUCCCAGGAGGGAAGUGAGGAGGAGGGAGCUGCUGAGGAAGUGGCUGAGGAAGUGGCAGCCCCAGCCGAAGUGGAACUGAGUGGAGAGGCUGAAGAAGGUGUAGCCCCCAUUCCUGAGAACGUGGAAGCUGAUGACUGUCCCCAAGACCCAGGGGCAGAGGAGCAGAAGUUCACAAGUGAGGAGGAAGAGAAGCUGGUGGAAGAACACAAUGUGUACAACUUGGAGGACAGGGGCCCUUGGGAUGGAGAGGCCGUCUUUCCGAGCGAUAUCAUUCUAACUCAAGUCUAUUUAGAGGGUUCAGAAGUACCUGGCAAGGAGCCUGGGCUUCCUGAGACACCCAGGGAGGCAGAGGAGGCUGAUAAGGAAGGCUAUGCCAACACAGAACCAGGGGCGACAGACGAAUAUGUGGAUUCUGACAAGCCCACUGAGGAAGGUGCUCAAGACACCAGUGAGGAACCCCUGGAGAAUGAGGGAUUGGCCACAGGAAUCCAGGAGGCGAAGAUAGUCGCAGACAGCCCUGACAUCUCUGAGGGAGAGUGUGAAGAGGCCACUGGCAGUGGCAUCCAGGAUGACCAGGAUGAACCACCCGACCAAGAAGAGAAAACUGACCAAGAAGAAAUGGCAGCAGUCACCCAAGAGGAGAGAGAGGAUGCUCCAGAAGGUGAGGACUCCGUGCAGGAGGAACCUGCUGAGGAGAGCUGCCAGAUUAUUCCUUUUGAAAAUGACUGUAUGGAUGACUUUGUGACUUCACUCUCAGGAAGUCCCUAUGAGUUCUUCCCUACAGAGAGCACUUCUUUCUGUAGUGAAAGCUACUCUUCUUUUUCUGAGUCAGCGAAAGGCUUAGAGUCAGAGCAGGAAGCAAAGUUGGGAGAACAUGCAGACCAGGACUCGGAGGCUGGAACUUUAUGUGGCCCAUGUGGCUCCCUGCAGGAUGGCACUGGAGAGGGCCUCUCUCUCCCUGAUGUGGUGGUCUUGCCAGAGGAUGAGGAUGCCACAGACGACGCCCUUACCAACCCCUAUGAGAUGGGAGCUGACUUGGUGUGUGGGACUGACCCUGGAGAGGGAGAAAAACCUGAGACACAGGCUGCAUCAGAUGCCCUAAGUGGUUAUGGCUCAAAAGAAGAAGUGAACUCUGAUGCUGAGGGCGGCCUCAUCCUCAUUGACAGGAAGAACCUCAUCUCAAGGGUCAGGCCCCACUCUGGGAAGGUGGCUGGCUAUGUCCCAGAAACUGUACCAGAAGAAACUGGACCAGAAACUGUCUCAUCGUCAGCCAUUGGCAUUGGAAAUGCCCCUGAAGAGGCAAGGAAGAUGGUUCUGUCAUUGGAGGGAAAGCCACCGGAAGCCAGCAGGGCCUUACCAGCAAAGCCCAGAGCCUUCACUCUAUACCCUCGUUCAUUCUCAGUGGAAGGCCGAGAGAUCCCAGUCUCUGUGUACCGGGAGCCAGAGGCAUCUGGCUUAGAUGACCAUCGAAUCAAAAGGAAAGAUGACAACCUCUCUCUGUCCUGUGUGAUUGGCUCCUCAGGGAGUUUUUCCCAGAGGAACCACCUUCCAUCCAGUGGCACUUCAACACCAUCCUCUGUGGUCGAUAUCCCACCACCUUUCGACUUGGCCUGCAUCACCAAGAAGCCCAUCACAAAGAGCUCUCCCUCACUCCUGAUUGACAGCGAGCUUCCAGAUAAGCACAGCAAGAAGAAGAAGUCUUCCUUUAAGCGGUUUCUGGCGCUGACAUUUAAGAAGAAGACCGAGAAUAAAGUGCAUGUGGAUGUCAACGUGUCUUCUUCCAGAUCCUCUUCAGAAUCCAGCUACCAUGGGCCUUCCCGGCUUCUGGAAAUUGACCGCAGGAGCCUCAGUAACUCCCCUCAGCUGAAGGCCCGGACUGGCAAGCUCCGGGCUUCUGAAUCACCUUCCUCCCUCAUCUUCUACAGGGAUGGCAAGAGGAAAGGUGUCCCCUUCAGCAGGACGGUGUCCCGAGUGGAGUCCUUUGAAGACCGUUCCCGGCCCCCCUUUCUGCCCUUACCCCUGACCAAGCCCCGGUCCAUCUCAUUCCCCAAUGCUGACACUUCGGACUAUGAGAACAUUCCAGCCAUGAACUCCGACUAUGAGAAUAUUCAGAUUCCACCCCGGAGGCCUGCAAGGGCUGGGACAUUUACGAAGCUGUUUGAAGAUCAGAGCAGAGCCCUGUCUACAGCAAACGAAAAUGAUGGCUAUGUGGACAUGAGCAGCUUCAACACCUUUGAGAGCAAGCAGCAGAAUGCAGACCAGGAAGCAGAAAGUGCCUAUACAGAACCAUACAAGGUCUGUCCCAUCUCGGCAGCAGCCCCCAAGGAGGAUCUCACAUCGGAUGAAGAGCAGGGAAGCUCGGAGGAGGAGGACAGUGCUCCAAGAGACCCCAGCCUCACCCAAAAGGUGGAAGGACAGUCCAGAGCCCAUGUCAUCGCACAGGAACUGCUAUCUUCAGAAAAAACAUACGUGGAGAUGCUCCAGCACUUACAUCUGGAUUUCUACGGAGCUGUUGUGAGGACCUUGGAUGAAAUGGACCAAGAAGGCAAGGACACACUGGCCAGGGAGGAGCUGAGGCAUGGCCUGAGCAAACUCCCAGCCAUCCUCGACCUUCAUCAGGGGAUCCUGGAGGAGCUGGGAGAAAGGUUGCUGCACUGGGAGGGCCAGCAGAAGGUGGCUGAUGUCUUUCUGGCUCGGGAGCAGGAGUUUGACCACCACGCCGCUCACAUCCUGCAGUUUGACAGGUAUCUAAGUCUGCUCGCUGAGAACUGCCUCCAUUCUCCCCGGCUGGCAGCUGCUGUCCGUGAAUUUGAGCAGAGUCAGCAAGGAGGCGGCCAGAAUGUGAAGCACAGGCUGCUGCGGGUGGUUCAGCGCCUCUUCCAGUACCAAGUGCUCCUCACAGACUAUUUAAAUAACCUUUCCCCGGACUCAGCUGAGUAUGAUAACACACAGGGCGCGCUGACCCUCAUCUCUAAAGUCACAGACCACGCCAACGACAGCAUGGAGCAAGGGGAAAACCUGCAGAAGCUUGUCCACAUUGAGCACAGUGUUCGGGGCCAAGGGGAUCUCCUCCAACCAGGAAGGGAGUUUCUGAAGGAAGGGACACUGAUGAAAGUAACAGGGAAAAACAGACGCCCCCGGCACCUGUUCCUGAUGAGCGACAUGCUCCUGUACACAUAUCCCCAGAAGGAUGGGAAGUACCGGUUGAAGAACACGUUGGCAGUGGCCAGCAUGAAGGUCAGCCGCCCUGUGAUGGAGAAAGUGCCCUACGCUCUAAAGAUUGAGACUUCCGAGUGCUGCCUGACUCUGUCUGCAAGCUCCUGUGCAGAGCGGGACGAGUGGCAUGGCUGUCUGAGUAGAGCCCUCCCUGAGGACUAUAAGGCCCAGGCUCUGGCUGCCUUCCACCACAGUGUGGAGAUACGGGAGAGGUUGGGGGUCAGCCUGGGGGAGAGACCCCCCACUCUGGUGCCUGUCACACAUGUUAUGAUGUGCAUGAACUGCGGUUGCGACUUCUCCCUCACCCUGAGGCGUCAUCACUGCCACGCCUGUGGCAAGAUCGUGUGCAGGAACUGUUCGAGAAACAAGUACCCUCUGAAGUACCUCAAGGACCGGAUGGCCAAGGUCUGCGAUGGCUGCUACGGGGAGCUAAAGAAGAGGAGCGGGGACGUCCCAGGCCUGAUGAGAGAGCGGCCAGUGAGCAUGAGCUUCCCUCUGUCCUCCCCCCGCUUCUCGAGCAGUACCUUCUCAUCCGUCUUCCAUAGCAUCAACCCCUCCACCUUCAAGAAGCAGAAGAAAGUCCCUUCAGCUCUGACCGAGGUGGCCGCCUCUGGAGAGGGCUCCGCCAUCAGUGGCUAUCUCAGCCGAUGUAAGAAAGGCAAGAGGCACUGGAAGAAGCUCUGGUUUGUCAUAAAAGGCAAAGUGCUCUACACCUACAUGGCCAGUGAGGACACAGUGGCCAUGGAGAGUAUGCCCCUGCUAGGGUUCACCAUUGCCCCAGAAAAGGAGGAGGGCAGCAGCGAAGUAGGACCUGUUUUUCACCUUUAUCACAAGAAAACCCUAUUUUAUAGCUUCAAAGCAGAGGAUACCAAUUCAGCUCAGAGGUGGAUUGAGGCCAUGGAAGAUGCAAGUGUGUUAUAGCAGUUAUCAAGCAUGUGGACUCAGAAUAAACCCUUAGGUUGAUAUGUGGACCCUUCUAAAAGCCAGUCCGUGUCUCUGCUCAUCUGUACACACAUUGGAUUCAGCAUGGGGGCCUGACCUUUUCUGCUGGAACCCCCUUGCUUUCAUCAUAAAUGGAGCCCUUAAUGGAUAUUUAUGGACAGUUCCUUUUCAGUCUUCAUGUUUGCCACCCCGCCCCACCCUAGCAUAAACUAUUUCCUUACCCAGCAGUGAGUUAAAAUGCAAUAACAUGAAGACAUGGAAACCAAUAGAAAAAUACAUUUUAGAAAUGCAGGCUUUUUAGUAGAAACAAGCUUUUUCAACUUUUAUUCCUGGUAAACAUUGUCACCUUUCAUAUUAUUGAUUUCGGUGCCUCAGGUGAAACAACAAACAACCAGUAAAUAACAGCUACUCUCAUCAAAAGCACUUUAUUGUUUUACUGAGCUACAACCUCCAGUUUUAUGUUUCUGAGUGAUUUACUUAAGUAAAUAGCAGAUGGAGUCCUGUGGACUAAUUUGCCACCAGUUCGCAACAAGGGUGUAUGGAAAAUGGACUGCAGACCUGGCUAUGGCGACCCUCGGAGGGAAGAGUUCUCCUUACCGUGGAUGGCGCAUGGCACUGGAUAGGAAGGAGAGCAUUUCCUCCUCCAUUUGAUCCCGUGACCUGUAUACUGACACAGUGACUUAGUAAAGGAGGGGGACUCCCUCCUUCCCAUGGCAUCCUCAUCACUACACCAGUGCUGGAAGCUCAGCUGCUGGCAGAUUCAGCCCUUGCCCUGGAGGUCACUGCAAACCCUCCAAAGAGACAAGGUCUGCUUUAAUUUAUUGUGUGCCUUCCUGAGUUUUACCCCACAUGAGCUAACAGCGUUAUGUUUAUGAAAACCUGUUCUUAUUUCGACAUGGUAAUCCUUCUGUAUUACCGAAACCUUGAGAGAGAUAAAAAGAGAGAAAAUAAGAUAACGAUCAGCAGGUGAAUUUGUGGUCUUGCCCAAUGGCUCUGGACACAGUGAGGGAGGGAGCACAGAAGUGUAGUGGCUUGAAGAUACUCUCUAGGUGCCUGGGGCUCAGUCACCUCCUGCUGAUGACUGCUGCUCAU
This is a messenger RNA of Molossus molossus (Pallas's mastiff bat), 5710 nucleotides long. RefSeq names its product FYVE, RhoGEF and PH domain containing 5 (gene FGD5). Gene Ontology annotation, molecular function: metal ion binding; guanyl-nucleotide exchange factor activity. Gene Ontology annotation, cellular component: cytoplasm. The coding region runs from base 35 to 4597 and encodes 1520 amino acids. The record is from RefSeq and is a predicted model, not a curated record. NCBI's taxonomy places the organism in Eukaryota, Metazoa, Chordata, Mammalia, Chiroptera, Molossidae. The transcript has 21 exons.